AUUUGGAGUUGUAGAUGGGCCCAAACAUUGAUACGCGUCCAUUUCUCUCGUACGGGCCAUGAGACUGCAGGCAUCACUGUUGAGCUUGCUGGCCAUCACGGGCAUCACCAAUGCACAAUACUUUUCGGCAGGGUGGACGCCAGGACAACCCGUUCCAACUGAGCCUCCCACUACUGGACCACCAACAUUAUCAUGGUCGCAGGUCGCCCAAAAAGCAGACUCGAACCGUGCCAAUACUUUUUCGAGCUUCCUGGAUGAACUGGUUACAGCUGGCCCAGUGUCAGCCAUCAUGUCGUUCGCCGGGCUGAAUAUUUCGGGAACGAGGAAUCUUGACUGGGACGAACGUAUACCCCUCAUAACGGAUUCAAACUACCAGGACAUUAUCGUAAACGAAGAAUUGUCGCCCGAAGAAGAGGAAAAGAGGGUUUGGUUUUUGGUAAUAACCGUAACGGCUGGACAGCCAGAAGGCAUAUCCAAAUACGUGGACACUGUGUUCGACCAGGCGUACAACCAUACCCUCGAGAAAGGCGACUUGCCCCACGUACGCUUUGGCAGAAUUGAUUAUCUGGACGUGACGUCUAUCACAACUAAGUGGGCCGUAUGGUCGGCCCCCACGUUGGUUGUGCUGAGAGAUCGAGGACGAACGCUGCGUUUUUAUAAAGGCGGACGGAUGCAUCUCACUGCUGAACUUCUCUACCAGUUUCUCAAAGAUGAAACCUGGCGCAUGAAGGAACCUUGGAAUACGGCUUUUAGCCCGGGCGGACAGAGGGAAUGGGUUUUGGAUUACCUUGCGCUCGUGCUGUCGACAGCAUACAGUUUUUUUGUCCGUGUUCCCCGAUGGGUCAUGUAUGUUGCCAGCGGUGGUGCUGCGUCCCUCAUCAUCAACCUCCUACACAAGUCUUCGCCUCAACGACCAGCGCCGAGGUCAACGCCCAAACCGAGCGCGUCCUCAGCACCAAUCGCUACCAAGGGCGAGAGUACGGCCUCUUCGGGCAAGGUUCAAAAAAGUGCCAGCAAGCGGAAAGGGAAGCAAUGAUUUAUUUUGCAUGUCUGGAGGACGGGCGUGUGAUGAAAUUGCAUUAUUACGCUGCGCUGUACGAUUUGUACCGAUCUGUGUUGUUGUCUUGCAGUUAUCCAGUAAAUUCCAUUUCGUGUUUCGAGCCGCAAUUUUUUUUUUGCGGAAUGGCAAGGA
Messenger RNA from Pisolithus orientalis, 1192 nucleotides. RefSeq lists its product as uncharacterized. The coding region runs from base 59 to 1036 and encodes 325 amino acids. The record is from RefSeq and is a predicted model, not a curated record. The transcript is spliced from 4 exons. NCBI's taxonomy places the organism in Eukaryota, Fungi, Basidiomycota, Agaricomycetes, Boletales, Pisolithaceae.